Molecule: messenger RNA, 1108 nt
Organism: Perognathus longimembris pacificus (Pacific pocket mouse)
Lineage: Eukaryota; Metazoa; Chordata; Mammalia; Rodentia; Heteromyidae
Gene: Nthl1
Product: nth like DNA glycosylase 1
Exons: 6
Coding region: 68-1006 (312 amino acids)
Biological process (GO): base-excision repair; nucleotide-excision repair; base-excision repair, AP site formation
Cellular component (GO): nucleus
Molecular function (GO): 4 iron, 4 sulfur cluster binding; DNA-(apurinic or apyrimidinic site) endonuclease activity; oxidized pyrimidine nucleobase lesion DNA N-glycosylase activity
Source: RefSeq, a predicted model, not a curated record
GCGCUUGUUUAUCACGUGGCAGCGCCACCGGGAGGUGUAGUUCGCGAGGCGCCGCGUGAACGCGGUCAUGCGGGUGGUGACUCGCAGCCGCAGCCGCGUUUUGGCGGCUGCGUCUCGCGGGAGUGGGGAAGGCCUCGCCCCUCUCACGAGCGGAGCGGCGGCGACAGAAGGAAGAAAAAGCCACAAGCCUGUGAAGCGUCCAUGGAAGAGACUUUGUGUGGCUUAUGAGGCUUCAAAUGGUGAGGAAGGGGCAGAAGCUGAGCCCCUCCAGGUGCCUGUCUGGGAGCCUCAAGACUGGCAGCAGCAGCUGAGUAACAUCCGUGCUAUGAGGAGCAAGAAGGAUGCACCUGUGGACCAGCUGGGCGCUGAGCACUGCUAUGAUACCAGUGUCCCUCCAGAAGUGCAGAGGUACCAGGUGCUCUUGUCACUGAUGCUCUCCAGCCAGACCAAAGACCAGGUGACAGCGGGUGCCAUGAAGCGGCUCCGGGCCCGGGGCCUGACGGUGGACAGCAUCCUGCAGACAGACGACAGCACACUGGGCCAGCUCAUCUACCCCGUGGGCUUCUGGAGGGGCCUCCUCUUUCCAGAUCAGGUUAUGAACCUCACCACCAUCUUUCAGAGCAAGGUCAAGUUCAUCAAGCAGACCAGUGCCAUCCUGCAGCAGCGCUAUGGAGGGGACAUCCCAGCCUCCGUGCCAGAGCUGGUGGCCCUGCCCGGUGUUGGGCCCAAAAUGGCACACUUGGCUAUGGCUGUGGCCUGGGGCACUGUAUCGGGCAUAGUGGACACUCACGUGCACAGGAUUGCUAACCGGUUAGGAUGGACUAAGAGGACAACCAAGUCUCCAGAGAAGACGCGGGAAGCCCUGGAGGAGUGGCUGCCCAGGGAGCUGUGGGGCGAGAUCAAUGGGCUGUUGGUAGGCUUUGGCCAACAAACCUGCCUGCCUGUCCACCCUCGCUGCCAGACCUGCCUCAACCGGGCCCUGUGUCCAGCUGCCCAGAGCCUCUGACAUCGUAGGUCUUUAGCCUGGGUGCUGAAUUGGUCAGUGUCUGUAAAGUGCCUUUGCUUGGGGGAACUACAGUCUGUAAUAAAGCUUUUGCGGGGGGUUACA